Molecule: messenger RNA, 2256 nt
Organism: Carassius auratus (goldfish)
Lineage: Eukaryota; Metazoa; Chordata; Actinopteri; Cypriniformes; Cyprinidae
Product: extracellular calcium-sensing receptor-like
Exons: 5
Coding region: 1-2256 (751 amino acids)
Biological process (GO): G protein-coupled receptor signaling pathway
Cellular component (GO): plasma membrane
Molecular function (GO): G protein-coupled receptor activity
Source: RefSeq, a predicted model, not a curated record
AUGAUAUUUGCCAUUGAGGAGAUUAACACAAAUGAAAGUUUGCUUCCAAAUAUUUCUAUUGGCUACAUAAUCUAUGAUACAUGUGGUUCAAGACUGUCUUCGAUGAGUGCAACUUUGGCAUUGAUGAAUGGUCAGGAGUUUGCAGCAGGAGAUCGAUGCAAUGGACAGUCUCCAAUACAUGCUAUCAUAGGAGAAACAGAGUCUUCUGCUACAGUGAUUCUUUCUAGAACAACAGGUCCUUUUAAAAUUCCUGUGAUAAGUCCCUCUGCUACAUGUGAAUGCCUCAGUAAUAGGAAAGAUUACCCAUCAUUCUUCAGGACUAUUGCUAGUGAUUACCACCAAAGCAGAGCACUUGCAUAUAUUGUCAAGCACUUUGGCUGGUCUUGGGUUGGAGCUGUGAACAGUGACAAUGACUACGGAAACAAUGGAAUGGCCAUAUUUCUGAAAACAGCCCAGGAGGAGGGAAUUUGUGUGGAGUACUCUGUGAAAUUCCAUCGGACAGAGCCUGAAAAACUCCAAAGAGUGGUAGAGACAGUAAAAAGGGGCACUGCAAAAGUGAUUGUUGCAUUUCUUUCUCAAGUUGAGAUGGGCAAUCUGUUUGAUCAGCUAAGUGUUCAGAACAUUACAAACCUCCAAAUAAUUGGAGUGGAGGCUUGGAUAACUUCAGAAAGUUUGAUGAUUCCAAACAGUUUUCAUGUUCUGGGAGGGUCACUGGGGUUUGCAGUGAGAAAAACUAAUAUAGAGGGGUUUGCAGAUUAUGUUACAAAAACAUUCUGGCACACAGCUUUUCCAUGCUUACAGAGGGAGGGCAAUUCAUCUCAAUAUGGAUUAAAUUGCAGCAGUUAUCAGGAUCUGCUUGUGCUGAAAAAUUACAAUGAAGAUUUAACUGAACAAAGAUAUUCAAACAAUGUCUACAAAGCAGUUUAUGCAAUAGCAUAUUCACUACACAGUUUGCUCCAGUGCACAAAAAAAGGAGGUUGUGAAAAAAGUCUCACAAUACAACCACAGCAGGUGGUUGAGGCUCUGAAAAAGAUAAAUUCCACCUUAAAGACAGGAGAUCACGUGUGGUUUGACAGCAGUGGAGCAGUUGUAGCACAAUAUGAAGUUGUGAACUGGCAACAGGACCUAAAUGGAUCAAUCCAGUUUAAGCCAGUGGGAUACUAUGAUGCCUCAGUGCCCCCUGACCAACAGUUUGUGCUCAACACUGAAAACAUAAUUUGGGCUGGAGGGCAGUUGGAGAAGCCAAGGUCUGUGUGCAGUGAGAGCUGUCCUACAGGAACUAGGAAGGCUGCACAGAAAGGAAGACCUGUCUGCUGUUAUGACUGUAUUCCAUGUGCAGCAGAUUCAAAUAACUGCAAGCAGUGUCCAGGGGAAUACUGGUCUAAUGCUGACAAAGAUAAAUGUGUGUUAAAGGCUAUAGAGUUUCUGUCAUUCACAGAAAAUAUGGGUAUUGUGCUAGUCUUUUUCUCACUUUUUGGAGUAGGAAUAACUGCACUGGUAGCCAUACUUUUUUACAGAAAAAAGGACACCCCCAUAGUAAAAGCCAACAACUCAGAGCUGAGUUUUUUGCUGCUCUUCUCACUGACUUUUUGUUUUCUCUGUUCACUUACUUUCAUUGGUCGGCCCACUGAGUGGUCCUGUAUGUUGCGUCACACAGCAUUUGGGAUCACUUUUGUCCUCUGUAUCUCCUGUGUUCUGGGAAAAACAAUAGUGGUGUUAAUGGCCUUCAAGGCUACACUUCCAGGAAGUAAUGUCAUGAAAUGGUUUGGGCCUGCACAACAACGACUCAAUGUUCUUGCCUUUACACUUUUACAGGUUCUUAUUUGUGUGCUUUGGUUAACAAUAUCUCCACCUUUUUCCUACAAAAACAUGACAUAUUAUCAUGAAAAGAUCAUUCUUGAAUGCAGGCUGGGUUCUAUUAUUGGUUUUUCUGCUGUGCUGGGUUAUAUUGGCCUAUUGGCUGUCUUGUGCUUCAUUUUGGCUUUUCUGGCUCGCACAUUGCCUGAUAACUUUAAUGAAGCUAAAUUCAUCACUUUCAGUAUGCUCAUAUUCUGUGCUGUUUGGAUCACAUUUAUACCAGCUUAUGUCAGUUCUCCUGGAAAAUUUACUGUGGCUGUGGAGAUAUUUGCCAUUUUAGCCUCAAGCUUUGGUUUAUUAUUCUGCAUAUUUGGACCCAAAUGCUAUAUCAUCCUGUUUAAGCCUGAACAAAACACAAAGCAACAUGUGAUGAUAAAGAAUCCUUCUAAAUCAUUUUAA